AUGAAUGUUUUUGAGGUCAAAAAUCGAUUUUUCGAUUUAUUUUCGAAUUUUUUUGAAUUUCCCGCCAAAUCCAGAUCCAAAAAAAAAAUGUUCCGAGUCAUCGUUCGCCACGCCCAUCAGCAAUCGGCUGCUCGUCAGGCGUUGAUCGAGAAAAUCAUUCGAGUCGAUCAUGCUGGAGAACUGGGAGCUGAUAGGAUCUAUGCAGGACAGCUGGCAGUGCUGCAAGGCAGUUCGGUCGGCUCGGUGAUCCGAAAAAUGUGGGACGAGGAGAAGGAGCAUUUGGAUACGAUGGAACGUCUGGCGGCGAAGCAUAACGUGCCGCAUACCAUAUUCUCGCCGGUUUUCAGUGUUGCCGCCUAUGCUCUUGGCGUCGGCUCGGCUCUUUUGGGAAAAGAAGGAGCAAUGGCGUGUACGAUUGCAGUUGAGGAGCUGAUUGGACAACAUUACAAUGAUCAGUUGAAAGAACUCCUCGCCGACGAUCCAGAAGCCCAUAAGGACCUUCUGAAGAUUUUGACACGUCUUCGAGAUGAAGAAUUGCAUCAUCAUGACACCGGCAUCGAGCACGACGGUUUGAAAGCUCCCGCCUACUCGGCACUCAAAUGGAUCAUUCAAACUGGAUGCAAGGGUGCCAUUGCGAUUGCUGAGAAAGUUUAA
Messenger RNA from Caenorhabditis briggsae, 654 nucleotides. It is a transcript of the gene Cbr-clk-1, whose product is annotated as Protein CBR-CLK-1. The record is from RefSeq and is a predicted model, not a curated record. Gene Ontology annotation, cellular component: mitochondrial inner membrane; nucleus. Lineage: Eukaryota; Metazoa; Nematoda; Chromadorea; Rhabditida; Rhabditidae. The coding region runs from base 1 to 654 and encodes 217 amino acids. The transcript has 5 exons. Gene Ontology annotation, molecular function: 3-demethoxyubiquinol 3-hydroxylase activity. Gene Ontology annotation, biological process: ubiquinone biosynthetic process; regulation of gene expression; regulation of reactive oxygen species metabolic process.